AUGUCUCGUCUUGACGACAUACCAUCAAGCCCAGGCAAGUUCAAGAUUGACAAAUCUUCAUACUUCAACCGUCUCAGGUUUCAAUCAUCUCCCAUCAAGUUCGCAUUCAUCUCCUUCUUCCUCCUCUGUCUCAUCUCCCUACUCUUCCUCCGAUCUCCACCGUCCGUUAACUCCUCCCAAUCCGACCCAUCUCGCCGCUCCCUCCGAACCUUCACCUACGGAGGACCCGCUUGGGAGAAACGCAUCCGAGCCUCUGCUCGAACCCGAACCUCAAGCAACGGAAUGACCGUUUUAGUCACCGGAGCAGCGGGUUUCGUCGGUACACACGUCUCCUCGGCCUUAAAACGCCGCGGAGACGGCGUUAUCGGCCUUGACAACUUCAACGACUACUACGACCCUUCUCUGAAACGUGCGAGGCAAGCUUUACUAGAGAGAAGCGGCGUCUUCAUCGUGGAAGGAGACAUAAACGACGUCGAAUUGCUCCGUAAGCUCUUCAAGAUCGUCUCCUUCACUCACGUCAUGCAUCUAGCCGCUCAAGCAGGAGUUAGGUACGCAAUGGAGAACCCUAGCUCCUACGUUCACAGCAACAUCGCUGGACUAGUCAACCUCCUUGAGGUCUGCAAAGCGGCUAACCCGCAACCAGCUAUUGUCUGGGCCUCCUCUAGCUCCGUCUAUGGACUCAACACGAAAGUACCCUUCUCCGAGAAAGACAGAACAGACCAACCGGCUAGCUUAUACGCCGCCACGAAGAAAGCUGGUGAAGAGAUAGCUCAUACUUACAACCACAUCUACGGGCUGUCUCUUACAGGACUAAGGUUCUUCACCGUGUACGGACCAUGGGGAAGACCAGACAUGGCGUACUUCUUCUUCACUAAAGAUAUCUUGAAAGGUAAGUCCAUAUCCAUCUUCGAGUCGGCGAACCACGGCACGGUGGCUAGAGACUUCACUUACAUAGACGACAUCGUGAAAGGAUGCUUAGGAGCGCUUGAUACGGCGGAGAAGAGUACAGGAACCGGAGGGAAGAAGAGAGGUCCGGCGCAGCUGAGAGUGUUUAACCUCGGGAACACGUCGCCGGUGCCGGUUUCCGAUCUGGUGAGUAUACUGGAGAGGCAGCUGAAAGUGAAGGCCAAGAAGAAUGUGAUCAAGAUGCCACGAAACGGCGACGUUCCGUUCACUCAUGCUAAUAUCAGCUUAGCUCAGCGUGAGCUUGGGUAUAAGCCGACCACGGAUUUGCAGACGGGAUUGAAGAAGUUCGUGAGGUGGUACCUGAGUUAUUACUCCGGUGGUAAGAAAGCCGCCGCGAGAUGAUUUUUCGUGUUUUGUUUUGAGUAAUUAUAUUUAAUUUAUUUAUGUUACUUGCCUGGUACGUAACUGUUGUAUUAAAAUUUGAUUCAUCUUCAAAUAAAACAAUGUUACUACUUCAGCA
Molecule: messenger RNA, 1426 nt
Organism: Brassica napus (rape)
Lineage: Eukaryota; Viridiplantae; Streptophyta; Magnoliopsida; Brassicales; Brassicaceae
Product: UDP-glucuronate 4-epimerase 4
Exons: 1
Coding region: 1-1308 (435 amino acids)
Source: RefSeq, a predicted model, not a curated record